AUGAGAAACCUCAUUGGGAGCGUGAAGCAGGAGAAUGAGGACUGGGUCAAGGGCAUGUUUAAAGGCUGGGAUCUCUCUGGCAUUGCUUCCUCCAAGUUUGCAGCCUCCGCACCUGUCGUUGCUGCUGCCACCAUGGGAAGAGAAUGGUGGGAGAAUGGCAAACAGGUCCUCGAGCGCCUGGACAUGAGUAAAUGUGGUGGCAGCGUCCUGAAGAUCAUGUCAAGGUACCUCCGGAGUGAAUGCAGUCAGAGGCGUCGCCUGGCGCUCAGAGGCCUCGUGGUGCCCAGCAAGGAUCCCUCGAUGGCCAGAAGAAUGUGUAGCGUGUCUCAAAGCCUUCUGCAGCUGCUGGGGGAUGAAGAUAGAGAGGUGGUCAGCAUGAGCCUCCACGUGUUCACCAAUGUGCUCCAGCACAAAGACAUCCUGGGGGCUCGGCUGCCUCCUGCCCUGGCGCCUGGCGGGCUGCAGCCUCCUCCAGGCCUUGGCACAGGGACAAAGGUCUUGUGCCCUGGGCUGUGGGGCCAUCUCGGGGUCUCUGCUGCUCUCCAGGCCUCUCGGGAAACGCUGCAUUGUGCGGCCAAGUUCCUGAACAGGAGGGAUCUCGAACAGCUGCUGGAGAAGGAGCAUCUGUGGAAGUUUGCUGAGGUCCUGCUGGCAGAGGACAGGAGCCGAGCGGCCGAGCACCUGCGCCGGGCCCGGCCCUACCUGCAGAGCCCACAGGGGCCCCUGCGAGAGGCGGCCGUCCGGUUCAUGGGUGAGCCAGGAGCCCGGGCUCCCUCCCCGCCCCGCCGCAGCUCGGCCCCAGCCCCGCCUGCUGCCCCGCCGGCGCCAUCCGGGCCCGGCGCCACGGAGCCCCGCCUGGCCUGGGCGCUGCUGCCGCCCUCCGGCAGCCGUGCCCUUGGGCGGCAGCGUGCGGCAAGGGCCCGGGCUGAGCCCUGCCGGGCCACGAGGCCGUGUGGCCACAGGGCUGGCAGCGCCGCUGGCAGGGAGCUGUGCCGCUGGGCCGUGACAGGCUCUGUGUUCGCAGGGAUGGCCGGGCGCAGCUCGAGGGGGCAGCAGGGAGAGCUCCAGCUGAUCUGCAAUGGUGAGUGAGGGCAGCGGGCUGACAGCGGGGGCUGGCGGGGGCAGCUGCGAGCCCUGCCCCGGCUGCAGUGGGCUCUGCUCCCGGUGCGCACCAGGGCUGCUGUGGGCAGAGCACACAGAGAUUUCAGGCACACGUCGGGGA
Molecule: messenger RNA, 1222 nt
Organism: Vidua macroura (Pin-tailed whydah)
Lineage: Eukaryota; Metazoa; Chordata; Aves; Passeriformes; Viduidae
Exons: 6
Coding region: 1-1089 (362 amino acids)
Source: RefSeq, a predicted model, not a curated record